Messenger RNA from Oikopleura dioica, 930 nucleotides. The record is from the annotation of a GenBank genome assembly. Lineage: Eukaryota; Metazoa; Chordata; Appendicularia; Copelata; Oikopleuridae.
AUGGUUUUCUUCAAAAUUAUUCUUCUCCACUUCGCAGUUGCCGUGAUAAAGGACAGGAAGGAGGUCGAGAACACGACCUCUACUACAACGACAUCGACGGCUACUACGACAACUACCACUACAACGACCACAACUGCGACUCCCGUUAGCUUGGACUCCCUCUUCUCAGCCCUUGAUGUGCCAAAGAAGAAGUUCUCUUCAUUCUUGGAUCGCUCAACGAGAGUAUCGGCCGCGAUUUCCCUCGAAAAUUACUCUCACUGGACUAUCCACAAUCUCGGCCACUUCCGCGUGUCCGGUCGUCUUACAUCUGAUUCCGGAAAUCUCAAUCCAGGUAGCGCGUCAUUCAUUUCGGCAAAGAAAAAAUGGGGUCUCUAUGGCGCCCAGAUUCAGCUCAAGUAUUUCUUCGACCCUUGCGAAGCUACCUCCAAUGAUGUCGAUCUAACUGUUUGCUCUAAGAACGACCUCUCUUAUUUGGACAUUAUGUUCGAUCUUCCGUACAAUUUCAACUUUUACAGUAACGUUCUGGCAACCAUGCUCUGCAAGAAAACAGGAGAAAAGAACCUGUGUCCUCGAGAUGUCGACAGUCUUGCAACAGGACCUGGCUACAUGCUCUAUCACAACCACAAUCGACUGUCUCGUAAAAUUUUCAAGAAGAAGAAGGAGGCCUUCCUCAACGAAGAUGAUCAUCUUAUUCUUCGUGCCUCAAUGACGCCAGAGCACAACUCCAUCAUCAAGAUUCAAAUCUUUCCGAAAAAAUACCACGCGCUGGAUACCAAAAUCAUCCGAAAAAUUUCAAGCGAAGAUUACUUCGAAUUUUUAGAGAGUUUGAAACAAGUGGAUGGUCCCGAAGAAACAACUCAAAAACCAAAACGCACAACUCGAGCGACAAUGAGCCAGUCGGAAAUGCCAAGAAGUCGUCUUGGUAAAUAA